This is a messenger RNA of Sycon ciliatum, 2306 nucleotides long. RefSeq names its product integumentary mucin C.1-like. The record is from RefSeq and is a predicted model, not a curated record. The transcript has 6 exons. The coding region runs from base 287 to 1312 and encodes 341 amino acids. NCBI's taxonomy places the organism in Eukaryota, Metazoa, Porifera, Calcarea, Leucosolenida, Sycettidae.
UGUCAUGAGGCAUGGAGUUUUAGGUGAACCGAAACCUACAACUAAUACUUACUUUACUUACAAUCAGGUCAACUGACUCGACUCGGCGUUGUUCAGAACCAGCGGGGAUUGACUCCAAACGAACCGUAGAGUCUUGUUGCCGAGCAGGGGAAGCGAGUGUGUUUAUCGCGACGUUUGCACGAGCAGGACUGGAAUGCCCAUGCAGCCCUUUGCACAAGGUACCACACACUCCGACAGACCGUGAUCAAAGCAGUCGACGGGAUCGUCCACCUACCCGCCGGACAGGAUGAGAACAUAUUCGUUAGUCCGGCGACUCUGUAUACUCGUCACGAGUGUAGCGCUCGCCUGUGCCUGGGGCAGUCAUGCAAAGACGAUCAGCGGAAACGCUACACUGGGCUCCAUUCCGUCACUGGACGUAGCGAAAUGCUCCGGCAUUGAACCUUACGCUGACAUGGGAAUCUUGAUAGUGGGCAGCACGGGUAUGACGUACUUGUUCAACACCACACAGCUUUUCAGAACCUACACGCUCACAAUCACCGAUUCCUGGACAGCAGCUACCAGUCUAACGUUGAUGUGCAGAAUUCCACGCCUCCUGUCCCCGGGUCAACACCCGGAUGCCUGCAUUGCCCCCACUGUUUCGAGUUGUAGAAUACCGCAGCAUUUUGGACCAACACUGAACUGCAAAUAUUCCGAGGUGGCGGUAACUGUGCAGAAGAAGGACCUCGGUCACAGCAUCUGCUUUGUUGUUAAAGAGGCUUCAAGUUUCGAUGAUCCAGUGAAAAAGAUUUGCAUCAGAUUGGUGGACGGCACACCGGUGGUUCAGACUACACCAUCGCCUACGCCCUCGCCAUCUCCAACAGCACCACCGACUACUACGCCGACCAUCGUCACUAUACCACCGACUACAACUCCGAGGAUUGACACCACACAGCCAACCACUACAGAGCCGACCACCGCUGCGAGCAUUGCCAGCACAGAGCAGAUCACCACACAACUGACCACCACACCGCUGACUACUAUUUUGAAUACAAUUACAAGUAUCAUUGUCACUACACCAUCAACCACCAUUCUGAGUAUUUCCACAACAGAGCCAGUUACAACAGCUGUGCGAAAAGGAGAAAAACACGAUCCUUAUGGAUCCGCAGAGCAGGCCGAUGCCGUGUCAUCGUCAAGCGAAUUUCAGUACAAAUUUUACUUCAGACUGUCCACGUUAGUUCUGGCUUUGGCAAUCAUUCUCACUCUGGCAUGCCAGACACGGCGGCAGCCUCAGCCAACGGGGCUCCCGUGCCAUGAGUACGUAGAGAUGCAGUAACCAUGGUGACAACAAUAGCAGCAGCAGCAGCAAGAGCAAGAGCAGCAGCAACAGUAGCAGAAGGACAAGCAACCUCACCAUCCGGACAAGCAACUUCACCACCCGGACAAGCAACUUCACCAUCCGGACAAGCAGCAGGACAAGCAACCUCACCAUCCGGACAAGCAGCAGGACAAGCAACUUCACCACCCGGACAAGCAGCAGGACAAGCAACUUUCACCAUCCGGACAUGCAGCAGGACGAGCAACUUCACCAUCCAGACAAGCAGCAGGACGAGCAACUUCACCAUCCAGACAAGCAGCAGGACAAGCAACUUCACCAUCCGGACAAGCAGCAGCUGCAGCAUGGCAGUAGUGCAGACUACAACAUUGAGAUAGGACACGUGCAGCAACCGGAGCAAUGCCCUCCAAACCAUGGGCCAGUUCAGAGAGCAAGCGAAGAGACAGUCCCAGCGCAGCCGCUAUCACAAUGCCAAAGUGAUGAUUCUACCGUUGUAGGGACAACACGGACAAACGGGGAACAUGACCCGGAUGACAGUAAAGCAUCAGGGACAGCAAACCUAUACUAGCAAUCUUAGUAGAACUGACAUGCACUGCUCUGCCAUGCACUGCUCAGUUCAGCUCAGUAGCAUGCAAAAGCAUCGGUGCCACACAAUGAUACCGCUGUCACAAACUUGUAACCCGACUAUGCUCUUUGAAGCUUUUUGCAUGCCACAGAUUUGUCACAAGUAAGUAGCGUGAACAAGAAUAGUGUACCUUCCUUGUAGCUUUGGCAUGAUCAUAGCAACUCCCAGCACAGAGCCAAACUAAGUCAUUGGCUACACUGAAAAAUGCUCCAGUCUCUCCAAAUCUUCGUAUCAUCAUGGAUAUGGUUUCACACUUGAGUAACGUGUUGGGAGUUCCAGACUAGAAUACUGUGGUCGUGCACAGUAGUCACCGCCCGUUACUCGCACAUGGGACGUGUGUGUGUGUCUGUUUGUGUGCGUGUUGUGUGU